Messenger RNA from Knipowitschia caucasica, 1311 nucleotides. Lineage: Eukaryota; Metazoa; Chordata; Actinopteri; Gobiiformes; Gobiidae. The record is from the annotation of a GenBank genome assembly.
AUGCAGCUGCUUCAGAAGGACUUUCACUCCAGAGACAGCACCAGCACCAUGAACGAGAUGGUCCUCGCUCUCUCUCUCUCUGCUCUGCUGUUCGCUCUGGUCUCAGCUUUAACCCUCUGGUGCCUGAGGAGGAGCCGCCUCCGCAGAUCUCACCAGGAGCUGACCCCGCUGGUGCCACAAGGACCAUGGACCACGUCAGGACCAUGGACCACGUCAGUACCAUGGACUACACCUGCUGGAGUCCCCUUUGAGAUUCCACCACGAUUCUUCUCACGCAAACCUGAAGAAGUCCAGCUCAAGGACCUGGAACAAAGGCCAGAUCCAGACCCAGAGCCAGGACCAGGAACAGGACAAGAACCAGGACCAGGCGUGGAGCUACAGCCAGGACAGAACCAUCGUGGGUCUCUGAGUGUCAGCAGCUGGUACCCGCUGGGGUCUGUGGUGUCCUCCCUGUACCCCUCCUCCCCCGCCUCCCCCCCCUCCCCCCUCAUCUGCUUCUCUCUUCAGUAUCGUCCUGACUCGGAGCAGCUGCUGGUGUCUCUGCUGCGUCUCUCUAAUCUGCCGCCGGGUCUCUGCUCAGACACUAUGAUCCAGCUCCGCCUGCUGCCAGAGGACCGGCGCCACUUGCUGGCCAGGGCCAGAACCACAGGGACCAGGACCACAGAGACCAAGACCACAGGAACCACAGGGGCCGUUGCUGAGUUCCACCACAGCACGGUAUUCCAGGUCUCCCCGCAGGUAGCCUCAGUCUCCACCUUGAGCCUGUCCGUCCUCAGUCUCAGUCCGGACUCAGACCAUCGUCCCGUGGGCAGAGUGGACGUCCCGCUCAGAGGACACCUGUGUCACACCGGCAGAGUCCAGUGGAAGGCGCUACAGACACACCAUGAAGCACAGAGUGCUGGUGUGGGGGAGGUGCUUGUGUCCCUCAGUCACAAUGCUUCAGCACACAGACUCACAGCAGCAGUGGUCCGAGCCCGAGGACUGAAAGACAACAUAGGUCUUGUGGUCCAGGUCUCUGUCCAGGUCCAGUCUCAGCUGAAGUCCAGACGAGGUCCAGUCCUGGACUCUGAAGACGAUCCACGAAUAAACCAGAAUUUCUCGUUCAAACUGAAGCCGAGCCGAGCCGAGCAGAGCUGUGUGAGAGUGGAAGUACUGCACCAGGACCAGAGGACAGGUGUGGUUCCCCUCGGGGCCCUGAUCUUGGGGCCCUUCAUGUUUGCUCGGGGCCCUCAGCUCUCACACUGGACUGAAGCUCUGGGAGCAGCAGGGGGCGCUGUGGAGAGAUGGCAUCAGCUCGGACCUCCCCUUUAA